Messenger RNA from Telopea speciosissima, 831 nucleotides. RefSeq names its product transcription repressor OFP8-like. The record is from RefSeq and is a predicted model, not a curated record. The transcript has a single exon. The coding region runs from base 79 to 831 and encodes 250 amino acids. NCBI's taxonomy places the organism in Eukaryota, Viridiplantae, Streptophyta, Magnoliopsida, Proteales, Proteaceae. Gene Ontology annotation, biological process: negative regulation of DNA-templated transcription.
GCUUGUUGGACAGUCUAUAUAAACAAAGCGCGCAAUCUCCGUUCAAAGCUCUCUGUGUGUCUCUCUGCAAUCUCUCUAAUGGUGGGUGGAUUCAAACUACGACUCUCUCGCAUGUUCCGUGCUUCAUUUGGGUUGUGUCGGUCACGAAGCGUAGCCAUUUUCAUCUCUCAAAUCCGCCAUGAAUCAUCUGCAGAGGAUGGUUUCGCAACAAUGGAGAAGUUACAGAGUCCAGAAUUGAUGGAACAAAGCCCAUGCUUUGGCUUUGAUGAUGCGAAAGGAAGAACUUGCCCCCCUGCAUCGCCCAUUUCGCCAUUAAAUUCUUAUUACAAGAUUGAGGAAUUCAAACCAAAAGGGGGAAAAAUUAAGUCAAAGGAAACGAAGCAGAAGAAGAACCAGAGAUCUAUCAACAAGAAAUCAAGAUUUCAUUUUGAUUCUUCAUCAGGAGAAAGUGAUAGUGGAUGGUUCAGUACUGAAGAAUCUGGAGACGAGACAGAAACGUUUUUAUCUUCAAAGAGUUUAUCUUCUGAUUCUUCUGAGAUUUACCGCCGGAAAGCAGCUGAAGUUCGCCGGAGAAGGAAUUCUGAAAUGAGUCAUGACCCGUUUGACUCAGGGGGUAAAUUACAAGAAAGCAUCGCUGUGGUGAAGCGGUCUACUGAUCCGUAUAAUGAUUUCAGGACAUCAAUGGUGGAAAUGAUUGUAGAGAAGGAGUUAUUUGCAGAAGAGGAUCUGGAGAAGCUCUUACAGUGUUUUCUGAGUUUGAAUUCCUCUCAUUAUCAUAAAGUUAUUAUUGAGGUAUUUAAAGAAGUAUGGGAUACUCUGUUCUCUAAUUGA